AGGGAUUUUACAGUCUGACUUUGAAUUGCUUCCUGAAUGUCUCAGAUCUUAGUUCUGUCACCGGCUUUUGCAUUUGCAAUAGAAUCCCUUAUUUUGUGUCUCCAUGACUUGUGAGGUAGGACAUUUCUAUAUAUUCACGUUCACUGCUGGACGUUUACAUUGUCCUUCUGUUAAUGCAUGCAUGCUAAGCAAACUGUAGCAAUCCAAGUCUUUUCUAAUGUGACAAUGUUGCAAACUGUGCAGAUACAUAAUUCUGCAACAUAUAUACUUACAUAUUGUUCCCUGCACAUCUCUAUAGGUUUAAUGAGGUUUAUAAACAAAAUACUGAUGUUUAUUUACUAAACUCUGAAUUAUAGCAAAUUGCAAUUUAAAUGGCAAUACUUGAAAUAAAAUAAUAAUUAAACCAUAAUAAUUAAACUAAAAAUAGCUAACUGGGUUAUUCACCAAAGUGAGAAUUGUUGGGAAUUUAACGUAAACCCACUUUGUUUCUUCCUGCAGAUAAAGUGAUGAAAAGUAACUGAAACUGUUGUGCUGUUUCAUGUACUCAUUUUACAGUGCUGCAGACAUUGUUGGUGCUUUAUUAUUAAUAAUAAUGUAGCAUUCUAGUAUACCAGGAUGGAACGCCUUUGUCUAAUCGUGGUUUCUUUGUAAUUCAUGAUCAAUUAACUGCUUUCUCUUCGGCAGCAUAUACAUUCUACUUGCCCCAGAGCAUGCAGGAGUGAUAUGUAUCAUUGGACACAUCAAUCCCUGAACACACUUUCUGGAGAUUUCUAUACCUGAGGUGUAGUUUGAGAUAAAUAGAUUAUUAGCUUAUUGUAGAUUUGUGCACAGAUCUUUGCAGAAAUAUAUAAUCAAAUUCCUGCUUGCGUCUGAUUGAAACAACGCGUCGGGAAAUUACGUGAUGGAGAUCGAUUCUUUCAUGCGUAGAUUAUCAGGAAUUUGAUUCGUUCUUUGCAGGUCGAAAGGAUUUGUGUACAAGUCUAGCUAAUCAUGAGAAUAUAGCUAGUUGUGUGUCGCAUAUUAAUGGAAAAGUUGCAUGUUCCUAGAUUUAGCCCUGGCUGUUAGGAAAUUUGAGAAGUUUUACAAUAUCUUCUGUUUGAUCUCUAAAUGUCAUAUUAGCACAAGGGAUGUGAUCAUUAUUUUAUAAUUUAAGAGACACUGAGCACAUGUUAAUAAAAACAUUGAGAUGCCAUGUGCAAUUCCUUUUAAGGGACAAUGUUGGCACCCAGACCACUUCAGCUCAUUGAAGUGGUCUGGGUGCUGUGUCCCUUUUGCACUUAGUGCUGCAAUGUAAAACAUUGCAGUACCAGAGAAACUGAAAUGUUUAAAUUGUCUACUAGACAGCCACUGGGGGUGCUUCAGGAAUCCUUUUGGUCCGUUAUCUGACGCUGGACGUACUCACGCUCUGCAUUUGCCGUGCAUGCGCAUUAGACCCUGCUUGUCGUGGGACGGAGGAGGGGGCAAAGCUUUGACCCAGCGCUGAGGGACAUCGGCACUGGGAUAAGGUAAGUAAAGGGUUUUUAACCCUUUAUAUUUUUUCUAGGUAGGAGGGGGCGCAAGGGAAGGAGGGAGGACGCGAGGGAGGGGGGAGGCAGAAGGAUCGGUAGUGCCAGGAAUACAGCUUUGUAUUCCUGGCACUACAGUAUCCCAUUAACCUUUGCAUUGACACGUUAUCUGCAUUCCUUUCAAAACAAUUACAAUUAAACAUCAUAAUAAAAAGUUAAAAAUUAAAGUGAAUUUCAUGCAGGUUACAUUAAUUCAUAUAGUCAUAUAAAUCAAAAAGUGAUUCUGCUUGCUACUGCAUUGAUGACCAUGAUAACAAUUUUUUUUAGCUCUUUUUUAGCUCUUAGCACUUAAAGAUACACUAUAGUCAACAUAACAACUACAGCUUAAUGUAGUUGUUGUGAUAAGUAUAGUCAGUCCCUGCAGGCAUUUUAAUGUAAACACUGCCCUAGUGAUACCUCCAGUGGCAGUCACUCCACCCUGCCUCCUUGGCCAAGAUCAUCAGAAUUGAAUUAAAAUAACAUUUCUAAGGGAAAUCACUGGAUUGGCUGAGAUUGUCAAUUCUGAUUAUCUUAGCCAAGGAGGCAGAUUGGGGGGCGGGGCCAGUGCCAAAAACCUGGACUGCACUGGAAUAAAGGUGAGUCUAAAGCCUUUUUAAGGGAGGUAAGUGGGGAGGGGAAGGGGGAGGCGGCCAGCCAGCUAAAUUGUGUUUUUGACACUAGAGGGUCAGAAAUACACAUUUUGUAUUUUGGACUCUAUAGAGUUCCUUCAACACUUACAGCAAAUGCAGCCUUUGUGUCUCAGCACAACUGAAAGUUGACUAAGCAUCUUAUUGGCCCAGAUAUUGAAAUUAAUUAUGAGGACUCUGGAACUGAGUCACUAAUGAUUAUUUUUGUUUCACUAAUUAAAGAGUGUGAAUUCACAGAUUAAGUUGAGUGUAAAUUUCAGUAUUGCAGUCCUUUACAAAUGGCAAGUAUUCUUUUUUUUCCCCCCUUGUUUACCAAAGGUGGUUGUGUUGUAUUUUGCCAAGAGUUCCGAACUUACAGGUGUCCGUUCAGAAACCAUUCACGUUCCAUCAGAAAUUACAUCUCAGCUUCUGUGGGAAGAAAUUUUACGCUUUCACCCAAGGUAGGCUGGUAUUUUAAUAUGCAUAAAUAAAAAACAAGUCUGUGAACCUGUAAGUAUAAUUUGGAGGGGUGGUCCUUCGGAAACUUGCUUGGAAUCUAGGAGCCUGCUAAAAAAGUUAUGGGCCAGGUUUUUCAACAUCAAAAAUACAAUUCUUAAAGGGAUACUAUGGUCACCAGAACCACUGCAGCUUAAUGUAGUUGUUCUGGUGUCUAUAGACUGUCCCUGCACACUUUUCAAUGUAAACACAGCUUUUUCUCCAUGAGCCAACUGCCUGCCUCCAAUCUCACUUAGCCGGUGGCCUGCCUCCGAUCUCCAUGAACUGUCUAUGUGUCAGUUCCCCUUUUUCAUUUGCAAUAUUUUUUUUUUUGCAUAAAAUUGUAAAGUGUGUGGGUUUUUUUUUUAUGUUUCUAUACAGUUUAGUAGAUUUUUUUUCCCCCUUUUGUAAUUGCUAAAAGUUUUUUUGCAUCCUAGACUUUGUACCAUAAAGGACCAAGUGGUAUUUGCAGUCCGGCAGGAGUAUGUGGCUAUUGGCGAUGAACAUUUAACUUUACACCCUGGUGACGAGAUUGCUGUUAUUCCACCGAUCAGUGGUGGUUAAAACAUAACAUCCUGAGGUAUGUUUAAUAUUAUAUAUUGUACAGUGUAUUGUAUUUUCAUGAUCAAUUAACAAAAUCUUCAUCACAAAUGGAAGUUAUUCUAAAUUGGAAUCCCAAAGAGAAAUAAUGACCUCUUGAAUUAUUUUUGUAGUGAUUUAUAGUGGAAGGAAGUUAUGUGUACAGAGCAGGUUUCCCUGACACUCUAAGUUCACCCUCUUUGCCACCAAUCUACCAGUGUCAUAAUCAGAAUUUUACUCCUGAGAUCUAGCUGAGAACAAGAUUAGAAUUUUUUAGAUUUUUUUUCAAACAAAACAAACAAACAAAAUAAACCCCAACUAUAUCUAUCUAUCUAUUUAUAUCUCAAGAACAAAGAUGGCGGAGCAGCCCUAGACAACUGAGCAAUAAGUCUGUCUAUCUAGUCUAGUCUAUAUCUCAAACUUUGAAAGUAAUUGAAAAAUUGGUUCCAAAAACAAACUGUGAUAUACUCAUGCUUGAUUUUGCAUAAGUUAUAUAUUCAUGUCAUAAUGGGAGCAAGCAAACCUGAUGAUGUGCUCACACUGUGCCAUAUGGAGACUCAUUCUCUUGUGUCUUCAGAUGCAGAACACCAGAGAGUGAACUCCAGAUGGUAGGACAAGACCAUGGGUUAGGGAUUGUCCUAGUUAUCACCAGACUGUUCAGAUAUUUUAAUUUGGCUCUGUAACUUCCAAAAAUCCUUUAAAAAAAAAAUAAAAAUAUUAACCACAGGGGUAUUGCUGUACUUAAGAUAUAUAACUGUUGUUUUUUUUUUAUUAUUAUAAUUUUUUUGUAGUAUGGUGGAAACUAUUGGGUUUAAACUCAUCAGUAUGUAAAGAACGUCUUAUAUUUUUUUUUAUUUUUCGUCCAUUUAAAAAAAAGAAGUGCAGAUUCAAUAGAAAUUGGCACUUUUAGAAAUUAACCUUGUUAAAUCCCCCUGGCCGUCAAACUGACAACCAGUCCUGUUCCUGGUUGUUAAGCUCAGUGUAACUAAACUCAAGAGGCAGACAGGUGUCCAUAACACGUGUCUUGCAAAGACUUCUCUUUGAGCUGCAUUGUGAAGUCUUUGAUUGGACAGUUAUAGAAGGUAUGUGCUGAGGUAAAAAUGGGACGGUUUUAAAAGGCUGCAGACAAGAGAAUUACAGCUUUUGCAAGAUGUUUUUAGAUAUAACUUCAAUGAAAAAAUUAGAAAAUAAUUUAAUGCAUGCAUCUGGUGUAUCUACUAAAUAGUCAUUUUUGUUUAUUUAUAUUUGGGCAGUGGAAUGUCUCUUUUUAACUACCAGGGCGUAAGAAGGUAUGUAGAAGAGGAUAAAGGUCAGGCUGACUGCCUCAAUGAAUAUUUUUGUUCUGUAUUUACAGAAGAAAAUGAAGGAAAGGGACCUCAGUUGAGAAAAAAGGAUAAAUGAGUCAUUUAUUACACGUGAGUUUACAGAGGAAGAGGUUCUAUUUCAACUGUCAAAAGUAAAGACAAAUAAGUCAAUGGGACCUGAUGGAAUACACCCAAAGCUAUUAAAAGAGCUUAGUGGUGUACUAGCAAAACCAUUAACAGAUUUAUUUAACCAAUCAUUGUUAACAGGAGUAGUCCCAGAAGAUUGGAAGUUAGCGAAUGUUGUGCCCAUUUACAAGAAAGGUAAUAGGGAGGAGUCGGGCAACUAUAGGCCAGUAAGCCUUACUUCAGUAGUGGGGAAAGUGAUGGAAACCAUGUUAAAGGAUAGGAUUGAUGAACAUCUAAAAACACAUGGGUUUCAAGAUCAGAGACAACAUGGGUUUACUUCAGGGAGAUCAUGCCAAACUAAUCUUAUAGAUUUUUUUGAUUGGGUAACUAAAAUUAUAGAUCAGGGUGGUGCAGUAGACAUUGCUUACCUAGAUUUCAGUAAGGCUUUUGACACUGUUGCACAUAGAAGGCUUAUCAAUAAACUGCAAUCUUUAAGUUUGGAUUCAAAUAUUGUUGAAUGGGUAAGGCAGUGGCUGAGUGACAGGCAACAGAGGGUUGUAGUUAAUGGAAUAUAUUCGAAGCUUGGACUUGUCACCAGUGGGGUACCUCAGGGAUCUGUACUUGGACCCAUUCUCUUUAAUAUUUUUAUUAGUGAUAUUGCAGAAGGUCUUGAUGGUAAGGUAUGUCUUUUUGCUGAUGAUACUAAGAUAUGUAACAGGGUUGAUGUUCCAGGAGGGAUAAGCCAAAUGGCAAAUGAUUUAGGUAAACUAGAAAAAUGGUCAGAAUUGUGGCAACUGACAUUUAAUGUGGAUAAGUGCAAGAUAAUGCAUCUUGGACGUAAAAACCCAAGGGCAGAGUACAGAAUAUUUGAUAGAGUCCUAACCUCAACAUCUGAGGAAAGGGAUUUAGGGGUGAUUAUUUCUGAUGACUUAAAGGUAGGCAGACAAUGUAAUAGAGCAGCAGGAAAUGCUAGCAGAAUGCUUGGUUGUAUAGGGAGAGGUAUUAGCAGUAGAAAGAGGGAAGUGCUCAUGCCAUUGUACAGAACACUGGUGAGACCUCACUUGGAGUAUUGUACACAGUACUGGAGACCUUAUCUUCAGAAGGAUAUUGAUACCUUAGAGAGGGUUCAGAGAAGGGCUACUAAACUGGUUCAUGGAUUGCGGGAUAAAACUUACCAGGAAAGGUUAAAGGAUCUUAACAUGUAUAGCUUGGAGGAAAGACGAGACAGGGGGGAUAUGAUAGAAACAUUUAAAUAUAUAAAGGGAAUCAACACAGUAAAGGAGGAGACUAUAUUUAAAAGAAGAAAAACUACCACAACAAGAGGACAUAGUCUUAAAUUAGAGGGACAAAGGUUUAAAAAUAAUAUCAGGAAGUAUUACUUUACUGAGAGGGUAGUGGAUGCAUGGAAUAGCCUUCCAGCUGAAGUGGUAGAGGUUAACACAGUAAAGGAGUUUAAGCAUGCAUGGGAUAGGCAUAAGGCUAUCCUAACUAUAAGAUAAGGCUAGGGACUAAUGAAAGUUUUUAGAAAAUUGAGCAGACUAGAUGGGCCGAAUGGUUCUUAUCUGCCGUCACAUUCUAUGUUUCUAUGUAAGAGGACUGGCUGGCUGACAGCCAGGGAGGUGUAACAAGGAUAACUUAUCGAUGUUGCGAUUUCCUUUAUAUGUUACAUAAAAACAAUCAGUGCAGCAAUGUAACAGAACUUUACAUUUUGGGCAGACUAGGUGGGCCAAAUGGUUCUUAUCUGCCGUCGCAUUCAAUGUUUCUAUGUUUAAAUUUGGCUACGUGUGUGUGAACCAUCCCCAGGGGUGCCUAAAAGGUAGCUCCCCAGAUGUUGCAGAAUUUCUCUCCCAUUAUGCUUUGCAUGUCUUUUUAGAAUGACAAAGCAUCAUGGAAGUUGUAGUUUUAAAACAUCUAAAGAUCUUCCUUUUGGGCACCCCUGACCAACCCCUAUGUGUUAUAUUAAAACAAUAAUAUAAUAUGACACUUUUUUUAAAAUAAUUGUCUUAAUUAUUUUAAAGUAAAAUGAGAUUAUGCAAAAAUGUUUCUCUUUUUAUAUUUAGUUUGCAAUGGAUGAAAGUGAUAAUGAUCCUUGUGAUUUCAUAAAAAUAACACCUGAUAAGCUUUCAACCGAUGAGGUUUCUCAGUUAGUGGUUUCUCCAGACUGUGGCGCUGUGUCCAUUUUUAUAGGUAUGUUAAAGUAUUUGUUUUGUACCACACUUUUUGCAGCACACUCAACUUUUUUUUAUGAAUACGUUUCAGUGUACAAUUAUUGACUAAUGGGAAUUUAAAUUCAAUAUUUAAUAUGAUUAUAUGUAUACAACUAGGGGUUUUGUAGCUUACUUAAAGAGUAGCCACAUUCUAGAGUAUCACAUUUAUUCAUACUGUGUAUUGUACAUGAAAAACUAAGGGGGCUGAAUAAUAAAAAUUAAAAGUGCCAAGUAAAGUAAAGUCCUGUGCAUUGCUCAGAUAUGAAUAAUCAAAUUAUAUCUCCCAUCUCAUAAUUUGACAUAAUAUCGGACUGAGGAAACUAGAACAGAAAAGUCAUAUCAUAUUAGAAAAUCUGUCUUUUGAUAACACAUGUAUUUCAUAUUGAUUUAUAAACAUCGAGCACAGAAACCACUGGGCUUAAAGGAAAUUAUAGUGUCAAGAAAGCAAAGUUGUUUUCCUUGCACUAUAGCUCCUUAUGGUGUCGACCCCUUCCCCCACCCCCCCAUGCUAGUAUGGAAAUAGAUUUAGAACUUGGAGAAACCACAAUAUAAAUCUGUAUUAAGUACAAAUGUAUUUUAAUUUUAAUUGGGGAUUCUCGAUUACCCUGUCAAUAUGUAUAGCACAUUUUCAAGACCUGUCUUACAUUAUUAAACUAUUUUCCUCGUGAUCAUCUGACCAGAGGUCACAAACAUUCUCUUUGACAGGAAUUAAAAAAAGUCCCAAGGAAAUUGAAUAUAGAUGGUUUUCCAUUAUUUUGAUUCUUUGGUUAGGACAUUAUUAGAUUAGGACAUUAUCGCAAAUUUUGAAGUGUGCCAAGUAGUUGGAUUAGAAUGAGGGACAAAGUACCCUAGGUCCAGGAUAGAACAAUGCUAAUCUCAAAUACAUCACUACUCAUUGCAUGUUACAAAGACAUAUCUAUAAUAGAAACAUACCAAUUUGAAUGCAAAAUUGCCAUGAAUAUUUAUUUCCAAUUCUAUAUUUAUCAGGGACUACAAGAAAUAUCUUUGAAGGAAAGAAAGUAGCAUGUCUCGAAUAUGAAGCUUACACACCAAUGGCAGAAAUGGAACUUAAAAAGAUACUGGCUGACAUCAGGCAAAAAUGGGUAUCUGUAAAGCACAUAGCAGUGUACCACAGACUUGGGUAGGUGUUAGUCUUCAUGCAAGGCUGUUCACUUCACAUGAUCAGUUUUUGGUUGCAAUAAAAGGUCAUAUAUGUUGGCCCCAAUGUUCACCACUAUCCAGUGAGGGAAGAAACACUUGAUGAAAUUGAAGCUUUAUUUUAUUAACUAAUGUAUAUGUUACUUUAAUACGUUCAUAUUUGUGUUGCUAUGUAAUUUAUUACCUUUGUUGGUCCGUCUCCAAAUGUUUGUCAUAUCUGUAGUAAAAAGUGUGUAUUUCACAUGCAUGAACAACACAAGUAGUACUAAUUUUCAGUUUAGGCUACAUUUUUUAAGUUGCUGCUAUAGUGAAUUUGGAUAAUAUUUACAAAUCUGCUAUUUUAAUUUCUAGAUUUUGCAAAUUGUCUUUUAAUGCACUACAGUCCAGUGCACACAUAUAACUCUUGGUGUAUCAUUAAUUCUCUUUACGUGUAUCUUAAAGGACCACUAUAGGCACACAGACCACUUCAGCUUAAUGAAGUGGUCUGGGUGCCAAGUCCGGGUAGGUUUAACCCUUUUUUCUGUAAACAUAGCAGUUUCAGAGAAACUGCUAUGUUUACCUAUGGGUUAAUCCAGCCUCUAGUGGCUGUCUCAUUGACAGCCGCUAGAGGUGCUUCCGCGCUUCUCACUGUUAUUUUUCCUAGUGAGAAGACGCCAGCGUCCAUAGGAAAGCAUUGAGAAUGCUUUCCUAUGGGCUGGCUGAAUGUGCGUGCGUCUCUUGCCGCGCAUGCGCAUUCAGCCGAUGAUGGAAGAAAAGGGAGGAGAGUGCCCGGAGCUGGAAAAAAGAUAAGGGAUUAACCCCUUCCUCCCCCCUCAGCGCCACGGGAAUGGGGGCACCCUCAGGGCACUAUAGUGCCAGGAAAACGAGUAUGUUUUCCUGGCACUAUAGUGGUCCUUUAAGUGAUACAUCCUUUAUGCUUCAAAUAAAAAGAUAUGAAUAAGAGAGAAUAAAGAUGCCCUUCUAAACCUACUGAACUAGGGCCAAUCAGUUUAAAAUGCUUUGUAACAUCUGUGCAUAAAAUUGAGAUACUAUUGAUGUUUUGGGGUUGCUAUUGUUUUUUUCUUUUUCUUUCCUUUUUAAUGCAUUGUAUUUUGAACUAAAGACAAAAAAUAUUUUUAAAUGAUCGAAACAAUUAUAAUACCCAGAUUAUUACAAUUUUAAGGUUGUUACUCACAUAUAUCACAUUUUCAUUUGUAUGCAGCUUGGUUCCAAUCACAGAGGCAAGUGUAAUUAUAGCUAUUUCCUCACCACACAGAAAUGACUCUCUGGAUGCUGUGAAAUACUGCAUAAACACAUUAAAAGCAACUGUACCCAUAUGGAAAAAGGUAAGGGUUUUUCUGCCCCAAAGUCUAAUAUGGCCUAGAUUUUUCAAUUUGGUUACCAACUCAAAGUUUGCAAGUUCCUGUGAAGUUCUAACAAUUCAUUAUUUUAUAAUUAAGCACUGAAUAUUUAGUUCAGCCAUCUAAUGAGGCAUUAAUUACAUCAUGGGCAUGUUAGAUACUUGCUGAGUAACAUGUAGUUGAUUUAAAGGGGUAUUUUAUGCACUAAAACAACUUAACUUAUUGAAUCAGUUUUGGUGUAUAGGUCAUGCAUUUGGAAUUUCACUGCUCAAUUAUCUGCCAUUUAGGAGUUAAUUAAUUUUUUGUUUCUGUUUAUGCAGCCUUAGUCACACCUUCACUUGCUGUGACUUACACAGUCAACAUGAAAAAAAAUAGUUUGUUUCACUCCAAUCGUACAGUACAGUGAGUUUACGUAAGAAGUUUUUAUCUCCUGAACUUUUAUCAUACACACAAUGCUCCUGCGGGUUCUACCAGUCAAUUAACAGAGCAAGAGAUAAGAAAUUCUAAAUAUGAACACACUGCGCAAUAAAGGAAGUUUAAAACUUUUUCAGACUUUACAGGAAGUCUGUUAGGCUUGCCUAUUAAAGUGAUUUAACUCCUAAAUGGCAGAACAUUGAGUAGUGACUGUGCAGGGGCUUGUUCUAUAUACCAAAACCACUUGAGCAAAUGUUGCUUUGUUGCUUAGAGUGUCCCUUUUAGGCACCUGGAAACAAAUAUUUAAUACGUUAAUGCGACCAGUAGACUGUUCUGCUCCUCUUAUAGAUAUAAAAUUAGUAUUUUCAUACUUGCUACAGGUUAGAUUUAAAAUGUUGUAAUGAACAUUUUCACAGUAGAAAUUAAAGUGUUCUUACACCCUUCUUUUUUUCUUUUUCUUUUUUUAUAAUGCCUGAUUUUGCAUUAUUCUUUGGGUUCGCCCUAAGGGCUAAACAAAUUUAUAAAAUAGGUUUUACAUGCCUUAAUCCAGCACCGGGCAAAGCUCCCAGCGCUGCUCGGCACACCCCCUUGAGAUGUCACAACAGCCUCAUGGAGGUCCAAUCAUAGGUAAGCCUUUAUUCCUGACCCUAUAGUGUUUAAGCCACUAUCUAGCCCCCUUGGCCCCUUUGCCUCCCUAAAUAUAGUAAAAUCUUACUUGUAUUCAAGUCUGAAGCUGCUGCCUAUGCCUGUGAACUUCUUCUGACCUCUGACAUCAUCAGAAGUUGUGGCCUGAUCCAAUCACAAUGCUUCCCCAUAGGAUUGGAUGAGACUGACAAGGCGGCAGAUCAGGGACAGAGCCAGCACAAUUCAAACACAGCCCUGGUCAAUCCGCAUCUCCUCAUGGAGAUAAAUUGAAUCAAUGAAUCCCGAUGAGGAAAGUUCAGUGUCUGCAUACAGAGGGAGGAGACCCUGAAUGUGUGGAUGCAUUUUAGGCAGCCAUGACCCAGGAAGGAUCUCUAACGGCCAUCUGAGGAGUGGCCAGUGAAGUUAUCACUAGGCUGUAAUGUAAACACUGCAUUUUCUCUGAAAAGACAGUGUUUACAGCAAAAAGCCUGAAGGUAAUCAUUCUACUCACCAGAACAAAUUCAAUAAACUGUAGUUGUUUUGGUGACUAUAGUGUCCCUUUUAAUCAUCAUCCUUUAUAAAAUAUUCUGUGUGUGCAAAAAAUAUAAAAAAUGUGUUUUAUUACAAAAGAAAGCUCAAGGAAAAUGAAUAAUUCUACACUUUUGUAACCAUAUCACAAUAUACUUUAUAGGUGUUUUUUUUUUUUUUAUUGCUUUGUAUAGGAGGUUUAUGAAGAAGAAAGCUACACAUGGAAAGAAAAUAAAGAAUGUUUUUGGCGAAAGCAAGAUGGGCUUUAAUCUAAUUGAUGUGUGUUAGCAAAACAUUCUCCCCCUUCACUCAUUUCCGAACCAUGGAAGCUUUCCUCAGGAGAUAGCCAUGAGACUAUCUUUACCAGCAUCCUGCAUCCUCUUUACCCAGAAAACUUAGCAGUCUUUAUUUUAAGCUUUUGUAAAGGUCAGGGUGAACUUUUACAUUUGCAUAAAUAUGCACAUGUAUUGCAUGAAUAUAUUUUUAGAAUGUAAAGUUUUCUGUGAGUCAAUUACUGAAGAAUGUCUGUGUACAUGUUAAUAAAUUAUAUCUGUUCUGCUCAUAGACAAUAAAGAACUUUAUGCAUUAUAAAAAUGAUGGUGCACAUUUGAAAUUCAGUAAGUACCACACUCUGCUUCAAUGGAUAUCUUCUAGAAGGGCCCAGCAUUUCAGCACUGGUUCUGGAAUUCAUUUAUUUGCACAUUGGACCUUGCCCAUGUGAAACUAUUUUUUUUUCUUCUUUUUCUUCUGCUUAAGAAGAAUAAAUUAAAUUUUCAAGCAUUUCAUAAUAACUAAAAUCUUCCUCUAAAGAAUUUUAGCUUGCUAAAGUGUUUAGUGUUAAGCAAGUACAUUCAGAAGUCUGUCAUUGGACAACCACAGAAAGUCUGGGUGGGGUUAAAAGGGUAGGGUUCAAAGAAAGAAAUAUGCAGUUUUUGCAAACUACUUUUAAAUGAAUCUCCACGGAAGAAAAAUGCAUAAUUUAAAUGCAUGCUUGUUUUUAUUGGGAUAUAUCUACUAAAAGUGUUUUUUUAAAUUUAUUUAUUUUAUUUUUUUUUGUACUGAUUCUGGAUUUGAGCAGUGAAGUGUA
Pelobates cultripes (western spadefoot toad) is the source of this 12032-nucleotide messenger RNA. NCBI's taxonomy places the organism in Eukaryota, Metazoa, Chordata, Amphibia, Anura, Pelobatidae. The record is from the annotation of a GenBank genome assembly.